AUGAGAAGGAACAAGGAGUUUUUUCAUGCCAUUACUCAAACGCCUGCAGUGAUGAGAACAUCACAGUAUUCUGUUGAAUGUGGUCCUUUGAGUAAUAAUGGUUGUACAGUUACCACAGACAUUCACACAGUGUCAUCGUUGUCUUUAUUGGAUCGUCAACAUGUUGAUUUGCCCGCUUCAGCAACCAUUGUCCCUCGCUCAAGAACAAUGACCACAGCUUGUGAAACAGCGCUGUUUCCAUGUCAUCAUCGUUUGGUACUGCCGAGCAACAUGAUUUCCAUUCCUUCAAAACACCACAUGAUUUCCACACAAAACACCCCAAGUGAAACGAAAAUAAGAGAUUGGAAAUGGAAAUUGGAAGAUGGAAUCAGAAAGAAAAGGCAACGAAGAAGAAGAGAUACCUGGAAGAACAAGAGUGUGGUUGGUGUUGAAAAAGCAAGUGUGGCUAGCGGUGCAUCUCAUGCAUGUGAUAAGCCACAUCAAGAUGCCAAUCAAAACAAUGACAAGGACAUGUACUCCAACACGGUAGUACCAUUUAUAAUCGUGUCCACACGAAACAAACAAGACAUCAUCACACAUGGGCAAUGCCAAGAUCAAACACGGGCCAAAACAUCCUCGGCAUGCACGGAAAAUGAACAAUUAUCCUCCUCUUCGUCACACUCAUUACCCUCUCAUGAGAAUGGAAUUAUUCCUCACGUGGUGAGUUCGCUUCUAACUACUUCUUUCCUGACUCUAACCAAUCAAUCUUCAUCCUUACCAUCACAUCAUCAAGUACUAACUGUGGCAACGUCGAGCUCGACAACAACCCCACCACCUCAGAGAAAAUACGUAAGGACAUCAAUAACAAUUUCAGAGCUGCUCAAUUAA
Naegleria lovaniensis is the source of this 867-nucleotide messenger RNA. RefSeq lists its product as uncharacterized. The record is from RefSeq and is a predicted model, not a curated record. Bases 1 to 867 code for a protein of 288 amino acids. NCBI's taxonomy places the organism in Eukaryota, Heterolobosea, Eutetramitea, Acrasida, Naegleriidae. The transcript has a single exon.